AUGCUGUUAGGAGGGGUUAUAUUCUUAAAAAACCUUGCCAACCAAAAAACUCAUGACUUCCCUACAAGACAAGUGUCUGGUUUGCGUCGCUUUAGUGUUCAUUGGUUCAACAAAUGGGAUUGGCUUGAAUAUAGUAUUGAAAAAGAUGCUGCAUUUUGUUUUGUAUGUUACUUGUUCAAGAAUGAAGUUGGUAUUAAACCGGGGGGUGAUGCAUUUGUUGAUGGAGGGUUUAGGGCAUGGAAUAAACCGAAAAGAUUUGAGAAGCAUGUUGGUGGAAUUAAAAGUGCUCAUAAUCUUGCUUAUGAGAAAUAUGUGAAUUUAAGAGAUGAAAAAAAGAAAUCAAUCUUGAAUGUGAUUGACAAUGCAAGUGAUGUGAUUAAAAGUGAAUAUUUUAUCCGCUUGAAAGCAUCUUUAUCUUGUUUAAGAUUUCUUUUGGGGCAAGGUUUGGCAUUUCGUGGACAUGAUGAAAGUGGGGAGUCAUAUAAUAGGGGUAAUUUCCUUGAGCUUUUGAAGUGGUUAGGAGAAAAGGUUGAGGAAGUAAGGAUACAUACUCUUGAAAAUGCACCUAAAAAUUGUCAAAUGACUUCCCCUCCUAUUCAAAAGGACAUUAUUAAUUGUUGUGCCAAAGAAACAACUAGGUGCAUAAUAGAAGAAGUUGGUGAUGAUUAUUUUGCUAUAUUGGCCGAUGAGUCAAGUGAUGUGUCCCAAAAAGAACAACUAGCUCUUGUUUUGCGUUUUGUUGAUAGAGAUAGUGGAAAGGUAAUGGAGCGAUUUUUAGGCAUUGUUCAUGUUGCUAAUACUACCGCUUUAACUCUUAAAGAUGCAAUCAUGUCUUUACUUGUUGAACAUUCAUUGAGCCCAUCUAUGAUAAGAGGGCAAGGGUAUGAUGGAGCUAGCAACAUGAAGGGUGAAAUAAAUGGCCUUAAGACUUUGAUUAUGAAUGAUACUCCAAGUGCCUACUAUAUACAUUGUUUUGCUCAUCAACUUCAACUAACAUUAGUUGCCGUUGCUAAAAAGAAUGAUAGUUGUGGUUGGCUUUUCGAGAUACUUGGAAAUUUGUUGAAUGUGGUUGGAGUUUCUUGCAAGAGAAGAGAAAUGAUUCGUCAAGAUCAAGCUCAAGAAGUUGCUCGAGCCUUGGAUGUUGGGGAUAUUGUGAGUGGAUCGGGUUUAAAUCAAGAACUUGGUUUGAGUAGGCCCGGGGAUACUCGUUGGAGUUCUCAUUACAAGUCACUUUUAAAUGUCAUCCUCUUAUUUCCUACAAUUAUUAAGGUGCUUGUACAAAUUGGGAAGCAUGGUGCAUCGGAAGAUAAGUUCAAAGCUCAAAUUGUUUUAGGACAAUUAGAGUCAUUUGACUUUAUUUUUGUUGCUCACUUGAUGUUGACUAUUUUUGGAUACACUAAUGAUUUGUGUGUUGCUUUGCAAAGAAAGGAGCAAGAUAUUGUAAAUGCCAUGGAACUUGUCACUUAUACAAAAACGGUGUUGCAAAAAAUGAGGGAGCGAGGAUGGGAUACUCUCUUAAACAAGGUAACUUCAUUUUGCACUAAACAUGGUGUUGUUAUUCCCACUAUGGAUUCUCUUUAUGUUCCUCAUGGAAGAUCAAGACGUUUUGUUGAAGAAGCAACAAAUGAACAUCAUUUUCGGGUUGGAAUUUUCUUAAGACUAAUUGAUUUGCAUCUUCAAGAACUUGAUGAACGAUUUAAUGAGAGGAAUAUGGAGUUACUAUUAUGUAUGGCUUGUUUAAGUCCUAAAGAUAACUUCUCAUCCUUUGAUAAAGAUAAGGUACUUAAACUUGCCUCUUUUUAUCCCGAAGAAUUUUCAAGCUUUGAUUUGAUGGCUCUUGAAUAUCAACUUGAUGUAUUCAUGGAGAAUAUGCUAAAUGAUGAAAGAUUUCAAGGUUUAAAUGACCUUAAUUCUCUUUCUAUGAUGCUUGUUAAAACCAAUAAGCAUAAGACUUUUCCUCUUAUUCAUUUGCUUAUCAAGUUGAUGUUGAUUCUUCCCGUUGCCACGGCAAGUGUUGAAAGAGUGUUUUCUGCAAUGACAUGUGUCAAAAACAAGUUGCGAAAUAGCAUGGGUGAUCAACUUAUGAAUGAUUGUUUGGUCACUUUUAUUGAGAAGGAUGUCUUCUUACGAGUUUCCGACGAAAAGAUUAUUGAUCGAUUUCAAAGUAUGAAGACUCGAAGAAUGAACUUGUAA
Messenger RNA from Chenopodium quinoa (quinoa), 2193 nucleotides. Its product is annotated as zinc finger MYM-type protein 1-like. NCBI's taxonomy places the organism in Eukaryota, Viridiplantae, Streptophyta, Magnoliopsida, Caryophyllales, Amaranthaceae. Gene Ontology annotation, molecular function: protein dimerization activity. The record is from RefSeq and is a predicted model, not a curated record. The coding region runs from base 1 to 2193 and encodes 730 amino acids. The transcript has a single exon.